Molecule: messenger RNA, 6912 nt
Organism: Ahaetulla prasina
Lineage: Eukaryota; Metazoa; Chordata; Lepidosauria; Squamata; Colubridae
Product: solute carrier organic anion transporter family member 1C1-like
Exons: 16
Coding region: 463-2562 (699 amino acids)
Biological process (GO): bile acid and bile salt transport; sodium-independent organic anion transport; transmembrane transport
Cellular component (GO): membrane
Molecular function (GO): bile acid transmembrane transporter activity; protein binding
Source: RefSeq, a predicted model, not a curated record
AAAAGUUAUGCAAUGUCCCGCACUAAUUCUCCACCUUCCAAAGGAGGCUGAUCCCUGAAUACGCACAUGAUUUGGCUCCAUGCCUCAGGGGAUUGAGGAGUUCAGACCUGCCAGACUGAACACAAGGUCCUGCAGGCAACCGCAGGCGUUAUCUAGAGACCAUUGCCCCCUGCAAGAUCUUCAGAGCAGGCGAUUCCCGUCACGUACAGCUGCUCGCUCCUCAAGUCCGCCUAAAGUGGGACUUCUUUCAAGUUGAGACGUUUGAGAGCUAGCCAGAGUGUUCCUGGAACCACAGAGGUAGAAAAGACCAGAAGGAUCACCAAGUCCAACCCUCAAGGCUUCUGUGGGACCGACACAUGAAAACAACAACAGAACUUGACCUUCUGGCAUUUCCAAUAAGAAGCUCAGGAAGACCGUCAAGAUAAAUCCGAAUGAGUUUUCCCCAGAAUUAAGAUCAACAGCAUGGAUGGAAAAACAGCCUCACAGCAAGGAAAAGAAAAUCCAUUUGUCCUGGAUAAAACCUUUGGAUCACAUCGUAGGAAGGUGACAUCGCUCUCUAUUUCUCAAUUAAAGAUAUUUCUUGGCGCACUGGCAUUUUCUUUUUUUGCCAAAGCUUUUUCAGGAAGCUACAUGAAGAGCAUGAUGACUCAAAUCGAGCGGAGAUUCGAGAUCUCAUCGUCUGUGGUUGGUUUGAUUGACGGAAGCUUUGAGAUAGGAAACUUAUUGGUAAUGGUUCUUGUGAGUUAUCUUGGACCACGAGUUCACCGCCCAAAGGUGAUUGCGACAGGUUCUCUAAUUAUGACCUUGGGAUCCUUUGUAUCGGUGAUACCACAUUUCAUCAUGGGACGUUAUAAUUACAAAAGUAUCAUGGUUUCCUUGGCCAAUUCGUCUACAAGUGUUUCAGCCUGUGCGUCAGUAUCGCCCCAUCACUACACACAUCCCGAAACUUCCCACAACACAACGCUGGCUGGAUGUGAAAAAAUGGCUAGUUCCUACUUGUGGGUCUUUGUGCUUGCUGGGAACCUUCUACGUGGAAUUGGGGAAGCUCCUAUCAUGCCUCUGGGAAUGUCUUACAUUGAUGAUUUUGCCACAGAAGAAAACUCUGCCUUUUACAUAGGAACUGUACGGUCUGCAGGGAUGUUUGGACCAUCUCUCGGCUUUCUGCUUGGAGCUUUUUGUGCCAAUUUGUGGGUAGACAUUGGAGCAGUAAACCCAGAUACGCUGACCAUCAAUUCCAAAGACAUGCGUUGGGUUGGUGCUUGGUGGCUUGGAAUGUUGAUCUCUGGUGCCACCAGUUUCAUGUCAUCUCUCCCUUUCUGGUUCCUGCCUUACUCUUUGCCACAAGAAGGAGAACAAGUUGUUAAGAAGUCAACGGAAGUUUAUGUAAUCACUCAAGUCAUCCCGAACAAAAUGGAAGCUCCCAGACGGCCAGGGCUAAAGGUUUCAGAAGUUGCAAAAGAUUUCUUCCCUACUUUGAAAAAGCUGUUUGGAAACCCCAUCUUCCUGAUCUAUUUGCUCCUUACAAUCCUCCAGUACAAUUCUCUGGUUGGCGUUAUAACCUUUGAAUCGAAGUUUAUGGAGCAGCAGUUCAACAUCGCAGUUUCAAGAGCCAUCUUUCUUAUUGGUGUGAUCGUCUUACCUAUCACCAUUGUGGGAAUGUUCCUGGGAGGUUAUAUCAUCAAGAGGUUCAAACUGCACAUCGCGGCCAUGGCAAAGUUUGCCUGCAUCACCUUCAUGACAGGCUUCCUGUUAAACCUCUUCUACUUUGGUGCCAGUUGCCAAGUGCUUCAAGUGGCUGGUUUGACCGUCAACUAUUCUGGCAUCAAAGAAGUCUCCUUCUCCAAAGAGAAGCCGUUAUCUGCCUGCAACUCUAACUGCGGCUGUGAAACGACCCACUGGGACCCAGUUUGUGGAGACAACGGAAUCACCUACAUGAACCCAUGUUUAGCUGGCUGCAAAACGUCCAUGGGAAGUGGAAAGGAUUUGGUAUUCCAAAACUGCAGUUGUCUAGGAGUUUCAGGAGCUGGUAAUUUCUCUGCAGUUCUGGGUCAAUGUCCAAGGGAUAAUUGUACCAAAGAAUUCCCUUACUUUUUAGUGUUGUUGUCCAUAAUUGCUUUUAUCUUCUCAUUGGGAGGAACGCCAACGUAUAUGCUUAUGUUUAGAUCGGUUUCACCAGAUUUGAAAUCUUUUGCAGUGGGCAUUGAAGCUUUAUGUGGAAGAAUCCUUGGAGGGCUUCCUGCACCGAUUUACUUUGGAGCUUUGAUUGACCAAACCUGCUUGAAAUGGGGUGUGAAAACCUGUGGUGGAUCUGGGGCUUGCAGAGUUUAUGAUACCAAAGCAUUCAGAAACGUCUACCUAGGGGUCGUUGCUGCACUAAGAUUUGGAAGCGUCUUUCUUUAUAUCAUCCUUUGCACUUUAAUCAUAAAACGCUGCAAGCAAGGCAAUCAAAUGACGAACGGCAUUAAAACUGGAGAAGUAUCUGACAUGGCGUCCAAUAUCAGUCCAAAGACAGAAGUGUCCUCUCACAAGGAGAUGCAAGUCACUGGAGACACUCCUUUUUGAAAAUUAUCUUGGAUGCUCAUGCAGGCAUGGCUGCAAAUGAUGGACUCGUCAUGAGCAAACCGUGGAACUGCUAACCGUACUAUUCCUUGAUCAAGCCAAAGCUUUUUUUUGGAUGUCUAAGACAUUCAUUGUCUAAGCUCUUGCCAGUCAUUGGCGUUAGACAUUGACGUUAGCAUCAAUUGUUGCUUCAGAAAGAAGAAUCUAGAACUCAGUCUAAGUCCAAGAACGUCUUAGAUCCUGAGGAAGAUAUCUGAGGAGUUCCCACUAAUGAUCCAACUGAGAUUGUGACAUGACUCCUGGGUGAAACAUGGUGGCCCUGAGAAUUCAUAAACAAUGGGGCUGGUUAAAAUUGUGCAGUGCCAUAUCAAGUCUGGCACAAGGACGUGGAAGUUGGAAAAGGAAGGUGUGGUUUUGAAACGCAAAAUGUCCACAGUCCUCCUCGUCUUUCUUUAGUGCUAAAUUUCCAAGAAACUCUUCCCUUCGGAAAAAUUUCCUUCCUUUCUGGUUUGGGAUCUCCACACCAAAGGUUGUCUAACCUUGCCAACUUUAAGACCUGUGGACUUCAACUCCCAGAAUUCCCCAUGCUGGCUGAGGAAUUCUGGGAGUUGAAGUCCACAGGUUUUUAAGUUGCCAGGAUUGGACACCCUUGCUCUACCCAAAGUUUACACAAGGAGGGUUUAUUGGCUAAUUUAGUUUCCUCGAGACAAUCACUGUGCAAAUUCCUGGCUAUUGCAGUGUGGAAAUGGCCAGUGUAUAUGAUUAACAAGUUGUGAAGGUGACACAAUAGCAGAUGACACUAAAAGUCAUGUCUCUUUCAAGAGAUAAUGACUGCCACAUCCCAGCACACAAUCUUGGUUAACGGACCUCUGGUUUCCCAAGUUAACUCAAUAUUCUAUGUUUGUUUGUUUGUUUGACUGAACUGUAAACUAAGUUUUCCAGACUGGCCAGAUUCAUACUACAAAAUAAGCCAUUAACUAACCGAAGACAUUUUGGACUAGAGCACUGUGAAAACACUGGUUUGAAAAGACAUAUUCUGAUGUUUUUGGUUUCAGCACUUCAUUAUUUUAGCUAUUUAAUGAGUUUACAGCUAUUUUCACCUUUUUUUUCAGUUAGUAAGUUAGAGAGACCUCAGCUGUGUUUACACAACACACUGAUCCAUAGUUUACAAAGCAGUUUAAUUUCAGUUUGUCCUGCAGAAAUGAUUGUGUAAAUUAUAAACUAACCUCCCGUUGUUAAUUUAUAAUUUGGUUUUCACAAAAUAGUAUUCACCUAGCAGCGUGUGGUUUUUACACAGUAGUUUAUGGUUCAUAGGAACCCGGCCACAGAGUGAAGAAAGAUUUGGGGAAACUGUUUAUAUUGGAAGGGGAGGAAAAAAAUUGAGAUUCCAAGAUGGUGACGACUUCAACAUCCUUUGCUAAUGGAUCUGUUGCAAAAACUAAUGAAGAAGUUCUCAGAGAGUAAUUUUAGACAGCUGAUUUUCUGGUUUGACUCUUUUUUUCCCCCUGACAUUUUCAGCAGCGAUAAUGUUGUCUCAUUAGAGUGAUGAUAAAUCAUACCUUUUUUAAAAAAGAAAAAGAAAAUUAGCUCAUGCCAUUUAAUUGUGCAUUGUGGGAAUGGCUCUGCCAUCCAUCAAGAAAUACUUUCAUUUCCUGGAUACAUUACUGCAAUGUGCUAAAAGCCCUCAAAAUAGAGUAGCUUUCAAAUAAAAGAAGGGUCAGCUUUCAAGUAUUUUUAUUUCUUCCUUGUUAAUUGGGGAGGCUGGGGGAGGAAUAGGAAGUGCCUCUUCUUCUUCUUUUUUAGGAUAAAAAUAAUGAAAGGAAUGCCCUGUAAACUGGCAAGAUCAUUGUGUAGCUUUAAAAGUAUUGGAAGAAAUGUCCAUCUGGGUUCAGUUCCAAGUGGGGAGAAAGAAACAUGGAGGGUGUUUGGAAAGAUGGUUUAAUGGUGGACAGGACCACAUGGUUUGAGGUCCUGGGCAAAUGAGCACAUGGGUGAGAGAAAAAGAGAAAGAUUUAUACCCACUCUUGCGCCCCGCUUUAGAGCUUUCUGUUCCUGUAUAAGGGCAGGUAUCCUGAUUGGUUGUCAGAUUCCCCUGGAGCCAUGCAGGGGUAACUUUGUAGGUUGUCUUGAGUCCCGGCCUUGGUUGAAUCUUGCUGGGUGAUGAUGUAAUGAAGAGGGUUGUGUUCUGAAAGUUGUGUUGGGCAAUUCCUAUUAUGACUUAAUGGCUUUGUCCUGGUUUGGAUCUUAAGUAAGGGCUAAUCCUAUCAUGUCCUGAGGGUGAAGGUCUUUUGUUUUGUAGAUAAGCUGGCCCAGUCUUUUAUCUUGUAGAUAGGUUGGCACCAAAAUAUCUGCUUGGAGUGGGGGCAGGGAGCUGAGGUUCUGAGUUUAUGGCUUUAGAAACAUGUUUCUUCUUUAGGGAAAAUAUAAUAUUUUGUCUUUUUAAUAUUUCCUAAAAUAUUUCAUUUUUUCUAUGAGAGGGCUGGGUGCUAACUUUCUACAAAAGAAAGCAGAUUUUACAAAUAACAUCAUGCUUAGAGAUGAGUUUCACCUAUUCACCCUGACACUAUUAGUUUAUUACAUUUUUUUUUUGAAAUUACUAAUUACUAAGCCAAUGACUAAGCUCUAAACUCUGACAUAAAAGCUCGUUGGGGUUAAGUAUUUAUUCAGCGGUUUAUAACAGGGAUGGAAAAUCUGUGAUCUUCCAGAAAUCCUGCUAGAGUACUACUAAUGGUGGGUUGCUACCAGUUCGCCCAGGAUCGGGCGAACCGGUAGUGGCAGCAGUGGAAGCUUUGCCCACCCGCCCAGACGUCUCUGUGCAUGUGCAGAAGUGCAAGCGUGAGCAUGCCCAUGAGCAAACUGGUUGCAGCCAAAAUUGAUACCCGCUACUCAGUACAACUCUCAUUAAAGAUAGUCCUUGACUUACAGGGGACGUGGUGGCUCAGGGGCUAGGACGUUGACCUUGUUGAUCGAAAGGUUGGCAGCUCAGCGGUUCGAAUCCCUAGUGCUGCCGUGUAAUGGGGUGAGCGCCCGUUACUUGUCCCAGCUUCUGCCAACCUAGCAGUUUCGAAAGCACGUAAAAAUGCAAGUAGAAAAAAUGGGGACCACCUUUGGUGGGAAGGUAACAGCGUUCCGUGCGCCUUUGGCGUUGAGUCAUGCCGGCCACAUGACCACGGAGACGUCUUCGGGCAGCGCUGGCUCUUCGGCUUUGAAACGGAGAUGAGCACCGCCCCCUGGAGUCGGGAACGACUAGCACGUUUGUGCGAGGGGAACCUUUACCUUUUUAUCUUGACUUACAACCAUUCGUUUAAUGACCAUUUGAAGUUAAAACCGCAUGGAAAAAAGUGACUUAUGACUGUUUUCACCCUUAUGAAAAACAGUUGCAGUAUUCUUGUGGUCCUAUGAUCAAAACUUGGGCAUUUGGCAACGGGCCUGUAUUGAUGAUGGUCGCAACGUCCCAAGAUCAUGAGAUCACCUUUUGCAACCUUUUUUUUUGAGAAGCAAAAAUCAACGGGGAAGCCAGAUUCACCUAACAACUGUGUUACUAACUUAACAACUGCAGCAAUUCACUUAAAUAUGGCAAGAAAGAGGGGAAAGGCCACUUAAAUACCGUCUUCUUUAGCAACAGAAAUCUUGGGCUCAGUUGUGGUCAUAAGUCAAGGACUACCUGUACCUUCCAGAUAGACCAAGAUCAAUGAUGUUAUACUUCCACAAGAGCCCAAGUUCCCCAGCAUUGUGCAAGCAACGUUAAAGAAAAGGAAAAAAAGGCUGAUAAAUGAGAUUUUUUUGAUCUCUAUCCCCUUCCGAAUAAAUGAUGUUUGAAAUAGGGAUGAUUAUCUAAUAAAGGCUAAAAAAAAAAUCAUGGUUACUGAUCAGACCCACAUUUUUUUAUGUGCAACACACAAACCGUGCAAGUUUUUUUCUUUUUUCAUAGCUGAAUCUCUCUGUCAAUUUGUUGGUAGCUGUCAGAAAGCUGUAAAGGUUUUUUGGCUCUGGUAAUGCAAACAUUUUGUGUAUAAUCGUUUAAAAUAAAAAUCACGGCUUAAAUCCCACAGGACUGAGGAGCAUAAAAUGCUGAUCCAUAACAUAUGGGAAAAGGCCAAUUCCAGAACAGACUUGAGGAUGAAUGCAUCACGGGCAGGUUUCAAAACCCAUCGUUACCGUUCGCGCAUGCACAGAAGUGUCCGGGCAGGUAGGCAGAGCCUCCCGCAACCGCUGCUACUAGUUCGCCCGGACUAGGACAAAUUGGUAGCAACUCACCACUGGAAUGCACCUUAAAUAUAUUUAUAACCUGGCUUUAAAAUCAGUUGUUAAUUAUGAAGAGCAGGUUAACGUGAAUAAAUAGGUACAAAACCA